Sclerotinia sclerotiorum 1980 UF-70 is the source of this 777-nucleotide messenger RNA. RefSeq lists its product as hypothetical. Gene Ontology annotation, molecular function: heme binding; oxygen binding. The record is from RefSeq and is a predicted model, not a curated record. Lineage: Eukaryota; Fungi; Ascomycota; Leotiomycetes; Helotiales; Sclerotiniaceae. The transcript has 3 exons. The coding region runs from base 1 to 777 and encodes 258 amino acids.
AUGGCUUCAAGAGCAAGAUUACAUAUUGAUCGAAAAGAACUUUACACGGAUCUAGAAGCACGAAUUCAUUAUCUACACUCAUUUCUUGACUUUAGUUCACGAGACAUGGAAGCCCUUACAUAUGGUUCAAAAUAUAUUAAACAACUCAUACCAGCCGUCGUGAAUAUCGUCUAUAGAAAACUUCUCCAAUACGAUAUCACAUCACGUGCUUUUAGCACUCGGAGCACGAGUUAUGAGGGUCCAUUAGAUGAGAUGCCUGAUGAAGAUAGUCCUCAGAUUUUACAUCGAAAGAUGUUCCUAAGAGGUUAUCUCCAUAAACUCUGUUCAGAUCCAAGCCAAAUGGAAUUCUGGGAAUACCUCGAUAAAGUCGGAAUGAUGCACGUAGGACGCGGUCGUAAACAUCCUUUACAUGUCGAGUAUGUUCACAUAGGAGUUUGUCUUGCAUUUGUUCAAGAUAUAAUUUUCGAGGCUGUUCUCUCACAUCCAAAACUUAGGAUGGAGAAAAAAAUUGCGAUUGUCAAGGCGAUUGGGAAGGUCCUUUGGAUUCAGAAUGAUCUUUUUGCGAAAUGGUAUGUGAGGGAUGGUGAUGAAUUUGCGGAACAGAUGGAGGAGGUUAUGGUUGAGAGGGAGGGUUGUUUGAAGGGGAAACAGGUUAUUGAUGGAGAGGAGAAGUCUGUGGGGGAUGGUGAGGGGAAUAGUGAAAAAGCGCCUAUGGAUGAAAAAAAGGAAGCUCCAACAUCUUGUCCAUUUUCUGGACUUCAGGCUGGGAAAGAAUAG